This is a messenger RNA of Postia placenta MAD-698-R-SB12, 786 nucleotides long. RefSeq lists its product as hypothetical. NCBI's taxonomy places the organism in Eukaryota, Fungi, Basidiomycota, Agaricomycetes, Polyporales, Adustoporiaceae. The record is from RefSeq and is a predicted model, not a curated record. Bases 1 to 786 code for a protein of 261 amino acids. The transcript has 6 exons.
AUGUCGGAACGCAGUCAUAAACGCAAACGCAGUCUCCAGGACUCACCUGUUGACCUCUCCAAGAUGACAAUGGCUUUGAUUCGUCUGGAUGUCCUCAAGUCAGAGUUGGACGGGAUUCAGGAAACAGAGGAAGAAUUGGACAGUAUCACGAAGCAUGUCUCAGCGCUAGAGGACAUUCUAAGGGGUGCCAAGAAACCAAGACUGUCCUUUUCGACCGUCACAUCAGAAGACCUCCAGAGCGCCGGCAUCGUCAGGAAACGCCCUAUUUUUAAACCCGAAAAAGUAACUGAGUUGGCGAAGGGGCUGUCACCGGCCGCAGAGGAUGAACUCGUAGAUCUUCACUCACGAAUUAAGAAGAUAUAUGCAUGCGUGAACAUGGACAGGAGUGUUGCAAUUCUUCCGGAGUUGCGGAUUGCUCAAGGAAAAGGGGUACAAAUCACUCACCCCACUUCGGGAUACGAAUUGUGGCUGAGUGGCAAUGUCGACUACGCUGUGAUAGAGUACGAAGAGGACGAGGACAACAAAGAUCGCUUGCUUGCCCCCUGUGGAUCUAGAGACGAUGCAUUCGUUAUUUCAAAGGGUCGCCUCGUCCUUGUUGAAGCCAAAAGGCAAAGUUUCAAUCGUACUUUGAUUUCCUAUAUCCCUGAAGCUGUUAGUCAGGCAAUUGCAGUGCUGAAGUCUGCAAAAGAUGUCGUGGAGAGCUCUGACGUGCCGUUACGUGAGAUUAUGCAGCUCAUUUGUGAAUGGCUGAGGCCCAAUACGACUGGUCUGUUCGUGUUAAAGUAA